UCCCCCGGAUGGCAUCGCGCAGCCCAGUUGUUUUCAUCCAGCAAGUUCGAAUGAAUACGCGUAGAAUCAUUCCAUAUUGAAUAUUUCCUUUCAUUUGCCCAGGCCUUAGUUGUAGGACCCACAUUUUCACAGGCAUCGUUUAUUCCGCACCUUUUUUGUUGACGGAAGUAGGAAAUGUGCAGUGUAGAAAACCAAACUAUUUAAUUAUUCAUAAUUGUACAAAUGGACUAUAAGCUUGGUAUUACAAUUGUAUUUCAUAUUUUGCUCUUAACAAGGCGACUUGCCUUAUUACAACGGAUAGCCACGGGUUCAGAACAGAGCGGAGGCUGGUCCUCUAAUUCAGGUAGUUUGACGGAUGACGGCUCAUGCAACAUAGACAUCUUGGAUGGGGUGUCCUUGUCAUAUCGCGAAUUCAUUGAUAGAUAUGCAUACUCAAAGCCUGUAAUUCUCAGAAGUGUCACCGACAAUAUGAAAUUCCAAUUCUUAUGCUCCAAAUCCAAUUUACUUCAAGAGUAUGGAGAUCGUAAAGUUAGGCUCAGCACAGCAAACACAUUCUCCUACAAGAAGGUGGAUGUCCCUUUCAAAGAGUUUGUAGACUUGCUACUGAUGCCCCAGGCAGAGGACACUCUGGGCAGCGGUGAGUACAGGUGCUUUCAGCAGAUCUUGGUACACAGACAUGUCAAGGGAAGCACUGCUAAUGAGGGAGCUCUUCUACCUGGUCUCUUAACAGAUACACUGUAUUUCUUUGGAGAUAAUAACUUCACUGAGUGGCACUCCCUGUUUGAGAACUACAAAGCACCACCCUACUUGCUGCCUCAGACAACUGGAGCAUAUAGCUUUGGCAUUGCAGGUCCAGGGACAGGGGUACCUUUCCACUGGCAUGGGCCUGGCUACUCUGAGGUCAUCUACGGCAGGAAGACAAAGCCCCUCAUUUCCACCCAAACCACACCACUCUGUCCUGGGUGAGGGACGUGUCUCCACACCUGCCUGAGGAGGAGAGGCCGCUGCAGUGCACCAUCCAGCCUGGAGAGGUGGGAGCAGCUCACCUGAGGCGUCACACACUUUAUUUCAAAUAGAAAUCAGUCAAAUAAAACAUUCAAAGUAAAAUGUUGGAACCCUCUUAGGCCAGUAUUUAGUUCAAACCUGCUUUGAAUAUGAAUUUACAAUGUGGACUAACGUGAAAAAUAUUGUGUGUUUACUGAUAGGUUCUGUAUUUCCCAGACCGCUGGUGGCACGCAACUCUCAAUUUGGAUACGUCUGUUUUUAUCUCCACGUUCCUGGGCUGAGCCC
This is a messenger RNA of Hypomesus transpacificus, 1290 nucleotides long. RefSeq names its product jumonji domain containing 8 (gene jmjd8). Gene Ontology annotation, cellular component: cytoplasm. NCBI's taxonomy places the organism in Eukaryota, Metazoa, Chordata, Actinopteri, Osmeriformes, Osmeridae. The coding region runs from base 223 to 966 and encodes 247 amino acids. The transcript is spliced from 7 exons. The record is from RefSeq and is a predicted model, not a curated record.